Molecule: messenger RNA, 1045 nt
Organism: Callorhinchus milii (elephant shark)
Lineage: Eukaryota; Metazoa; Chordata; Chondrichthyes; Chimaeriformes; Callorhinchidae
Product: zinc finger and SCAN domain-containing protein 2-like
Exons: 1
Coding region: 1-981 (326 amino acids)
Biological process (GO): regulation of transcription by RNA polymerase II
Cellular component (GO): nucleus
Molecular function (GO): DNA-binding transcription factor activity, RNA polymerase II-specific; RNA polymerase II cis-regulatory region sequence-specific DNA binding
Source: RefSeq, a predicted model, not a curated record
AUGUCGGGCAAGGAAGGAGGGAAGGACAGGCGGUUGGAGGGGGAGGCGGAGGGGGAGGCGGAGGGGGAGGACCCCCCGGUCCCCCGCAAGACUCCCCGCUUCCGCUGCCCGACCUGUGGGAAGGGCUUCGGGUUCCCGUCGCAGCUGCAGCUGCACCUGUACUCGCACACCGGCGAGAAGCCGUUCGAGUGCUGCGUCUGCGCCAAACGGUUCAACACAUCCAGCAACCAACUGGUGCACCAGCGCACCCACUCGGGCCACCCCCGGCCAUUCCCGUGCUCCCUGUGCGGCCGCGGCUUCAACACCUCCAGCCACCUGUCCGCGCACCGGCAGACGCACCGGGAGGAGAAGCCGUUCGAGUGCGCGCCGUGCCGCAAGAGCUUCGCCUGUGCCAAGUACCUGAGCGCGCACCGGCGCACGCACGGGGGCCGGAGGAAAGCGGAGGGGGCGGCGGGGACGGGGGCAGCGGAGGUGGCGGGGGCGGGCGAAGCCGGUGGGAAAGCCGGUCAGGACACGCGGCCCCGUCCCUACCGCUGCGCCGUCUGUGCCCGGCGCUUCCACCGCUCGGCACACCUCCUGUCGCACCACCGGCGGCUCCACGCGGGCGAGCGGCCGUUCCCGUGCCCGGCCUGCGGCAAGCGGUUCGCCGCCCCCAGCGACCUGCGGGUCCACGGGCGGAUCCACACCGGGGAGAAGCCAUACAGCUGCGGGGUCUGCGGGCGCCGCUUCGGGCGGUCUGGGCACUUGGCGGCGCACCGGCGCACCCACGAGCGGCAGCGGCUACGGGAGCAACAGCAGCAGCAACAACUCGCCCUGACCGGGGGCUCUGGGCUCGAGUGCGGGGUCUGCAAGAGGGUCUUCGUCCCUGCCGACCCCUCCCAGACACCCCCAGCCGCGUUGGGCUACGAGUGCGCCCGCUGUCUGGCCGGUAAAGGCGGCGGAGGGGGUCACGGGGGCAGAACGGUGGGGGAUGUGGUUUAGUGAGAUUCGCGUCCGCGGUUCCUUUUCGCUCCCGGAGCGGCGAUUGGCUUCUCCCACUGCCCCC